AUGCUAAUGAACCAGAUACUGGAAGGUAUAGAGAAAAUUGGAAAACGCCUUGGAGUCGAAUAUCGCCUCAAAUCUCCUGUAUCCUCGAUCAUUAUUUCAGAAGAUCAAUCAGCAAAAGGCGUUCUUCUCUCAUCUGGUGAGAAACUUGAGGCAGAUCUUGUGGUGGUCAACGCAGACCUGGUCUAUGCAUACAACCAUCUCCUUCCUGCAUCCAAAGAAGCACGCCGUCUAAGCAACCGCGAAGCAUCUUGCAGCAGCAUCUCCUUCUUCUGGUCUUUUGGCCGUGUGAUCAGCGAGUUAAAAGUACAUAAUAUAUUCCUUGCUGAGGAAUACAAGAACAGCUUUGACUCCAUCUUCAAGGAUCACCAAUUGCCAGACGAACCGUCCUUCUACGUGAAUGUCCCAAGCCGAAUUGAUCCUACAGCUGCCCCGAAGGGUAAGGAUGCAGUGGUUGUACUGGUGCCUACUGGCCAUAUGAUGGACAGCACUGAACCCCAAGACUGGGACACGCUCAUCAGCAAAGCAAGAGACACUGUAUUUGAUACAAUCGAAACACGAACUGGAGCUCGAGCACUUCGAGAAAGUCUAAUCCACGAGUACGUCGAGACACCGGCAAGCUGGAAGGAAAAGUUCAACCUCGAUCGAGGCUCUAUUCUAGGGCUUUCACAUUCAUUCUUCAAUGUGCUGAGUCUCCGUCCAAAGACUAAGCAUUCUUCCAUCAAGGGACUUUACUUUGUGGGGGCAAGCACGCAUCCUGGCACAGGAGUUCCAGUGUGUCUUGCGGGGAGUAAACUGAGAAAUGCCACAAUUGAUACCCUACGGAGUAGCGUCUUCUCUCUGAACGAUAAACAUAAUUUCCUAUUCAAGGUCUAG
Molecule: messenger RNA, 873 nt
Organism: Aspergillus luchuensis
Lineage: Eukaryota; Fungi; Ascomycota; Eurotiomycetes; Eurotiales; Aspergillaceae
Product: phytoene desaturase family protein
Exons: 2
Coding region: 1-873 (290 amino acids)
Molecular function (GO): oxidoreductase activity
Source: RefSeq, a predicted model, not a curated record